Molecule: messenger RNA, 9708 nt
Organism: Porites evermanni
Lineage: Eukaryota; Metazoa; Cnidaria; Anthozoa; Scleractinia; Poritidae
Source: the annotation of a GenBank genome assembly
AUGCAAGCCAAUUCUCAGUAUGUUCAACACUUCCAAGCCGCUAAGAGCUGUCUUAGAAGAGAGAGGUAUGGUGAAGCUUUGGCUCAUAUUGUUUUCUUGGCCAAUGUGGAGCCUUCGUCGAAAGAUAAUCUGGAGGAAGACUUCAUUGUCGCUUUGCGCCAAUGGACCGAGAUUCUUGAACAACACGGAGAGCUAGAAAAACUAAUGGUGUGUCUACAGGAAGCUUUAAAGCUUUAUCCACAAAGUGAGGCUGUUCUUAUAAACACAGGAGCACACUUGCUCAAGUUGGGAUGUACCGACGAAGCUGCCUCGUGUUUCAGACGAGUCUUGAGUGUAAAUGAUAGCAGUGUUAGGGCCAGAGAAUAUCUUGAAAAUAUCGCCAAUUUAUUAGUGGAAAGAUGGCACUUUAGGAUGUUAAAUGAUAAGAAGCGAAAUUUAGCUUACAAAGAGGCCAUCUGCAAGGCAAUUUCCCAAGGAUAUGACACUGUUCUAGACAUUGGAAGUGGCACUGGUAUCUUGAGUAUGUUUGCAGUCCAGGGGGGAGCUAGAGAGGUUUAUGCAUGUGAAAUGUCCAAGACCAUGUAUGAAAUGGGCUGUGAUGUAUUGAAAGCAAAUAACAUGGAUAGUUCAGUCCAUUGUAUUCAAAAGAAGUCAACAGAGAUAAGUGUUGGUAAGGAUAUUCCCAAGAAAGUUUCUCUUGUGGUGACUGAGACAUUAGACUGUGGGCUUCUUGGUGAGGGAAUUCUUGCUACUGUCCAGCAUGCGUGGAAACAUUUACUUAUGCCUUCUAAACCCUCCCAUGUGAAGCCAGUAUCAAAGGUCAUCCCUAGUGGAGCUGUUGUUUAUGCUAUGGCAAUUAUGUGCGAUGAUAUCAGAAAUCAAACCAGAAGCAAACCAGUCACAAGUGGAAUAAACAUGUUAUCUGAGCUCACAUUAGGAGGUGAAGUAAUGGAAAAAUGCUCAGAAGGGUCUUUGGAAAAUAUAUGCAAUCAGCUGGAGCCAUAUAGCACAGAAUGCUUAGACAAUCUACGAGGUGGAUUUACUCCUCUUUGUCAUCCUUUUAAAGUUACUGAAUAUAAUUUCAAUAAUCCAAGUAGCUUGAAUGAUGACAGAAAAUUGCAUUUUGAAGUCCUUGCGACCAAUGAUGGUUGUGUUGAUGCUAUCGCAAUGUGGUUUGAUCUACAAUUAAAUGAAGAAAUAUCCCUUUCCACUGGACCUCAGAGUGAUUCUCUUUGCUGGGAACAAGCAGUUUUUCCAGUGCAUCAAGACACUGCUAGUAGUUUAUGUGGCAUUAAUAGAGUUUCAAAGGGAGACUUGAUGUCUAUUUAUGGACAUCUUUCUAAAGAUUGUUCGAGAUUGUACUUCAGUGGUGCUGAAAACAACAAGGAAGACAUCACCUUGCAAUUAUCAAAGGAUCAAAGAGUUGAUUCUGCUGUAAAGACAACUUCUUUGGAUCUUGAAACUGAAGUUAACUGCAAAGUAAGUAAAGAUAUUACUGUCAUCCCACCAUCUUAUUUGAGGCGACUGAAUGACAAAAUCUUCAAUGAACUUUAUGACAAAUCGAUCUGUGAUGCUAUGAAGUCUGCAAAUCCUAUCUUCAACAAUGGUGGAACUGGAUCACAAGAAACAUCUGAACAUAAAAGAGACGUCCCAUAUUAUGUUUUGGACAUCACAUAUGGUCCUUCCCUGUUUCCAUUCUUUGCCUCUAGAAGCAAAGCAGGUUGUGUGCUGAUCUCAAAUCCACAUGAUGUAGAAUGGAUCAAACACAUUUUAAAUGGAAACAAUUUGCCACCUGUUAUUGAGUAUGGUCCAAAGAAACUUGAAGACAUUUCCAAAGAUGCAACCGGAAGAAAGUGGAAUGUUCUUAUCAGUGACAUUGUUGAACCAUCAGGAAUUAUUCGUCAGCAAGUGGUAGAAGAUAUUGUCUUUGCCAGAGGAUGUCUAUUGAGACCGGAGGGGUAUCAAAUUAUUCCCAUGGGCUUCACUAUGUAUUGUAUGUGCAUUGAAUCUCCUUUUUUGUCUGCCAAUUGCCGAAUCCUCAGCCAAGACAGUACACUGGGACUUGACAUUGGAAGGUUUGUCAAUGAGUUUCAAGUAUCUACUCAAGUAGAUAUUGACUUGACAACCCUACCAUUUUCAGCAGUCACAGACCAUGUCAAAAUUCUUGACUUAAAUUUCAUGCAGAACUUUGACACUGAUCAAGGAUUGCUUUCAAUGCUUGAAACUCACUCAAAGCAGAAGGUCAGAGUUGUUAAAUCUGGUAGAAUCCAAGCUAUCCCCUACUGGUAUGUGUUGCACAUGGACAAUGUCCAUUCACUGUCUACAUACAGUGGGGCCUACACUGGAUCACACUGGAGGCAAGCUGCUGUUGUUUUAAAAGAAGACAUGAUUGUGGAGGCUGGCCAAGAACUUUUAAUUUCAGCUUCAUGUGUAAAUAGCUGUAUUUUCAUCAAUGUAAAUGGAGCUAUGGAUUAAUGUUCAAUAAUGUUAUUGGUGACUAAUUAUUAUACAGGUGACUAGUAACUUAGAUAACAGCAAACAUAAUAGUAAAAAGGAUAAGCAUGGUAAUUUUGUUACCCCUUUUAUAUAGUAAGGUAAGGUAAGGUGAGGUAAUGGCGCACACAAGCCAAAGUUGAGCUUUUGUCUAAAACAUGAUAUCUUGUUAAUAACCGAAAAUAACAUGUUAUCUUCACAUUUAAAAAGAUCACAUGUGCUUUGCUUAAAUAAUAAAUUGUACUUUUUGCAACAAAAAAUUAUAUGUUCAAGUGAAAUAGUUUGGUAUUUUACUGGUGUUUAUAUAAUAGAAUAAUGAAUUAUUAUGUGGCCACUUGAAGAUUGUUAUCAAAUUUCUCUUCAAUUGUUGAAAAAUAUUUCAAGAGUGAGUGCUGUGAAUGAGUGAAAUAUUUUCUACUCAAGAACAUAUACUUGCUUCAUUAUCAUUAUGUUAUGUUCUGGCUUCAAUUCAAGUUAGAGUUUUGAGUGUUUUAUGUGGUGAAAUUAUAAAUAUGUGUGUCAUUAUCAGGAAAAGACAUUUUUUAUGUUUUCUUUGUGAGUGAAUAAAUAUAUGUCAUUAUCAGGAAAAGACAUUUUUUAUGUUUUCUUUUCUUUGCUUAUAAGCUGCCUCUCCUUCCAAAUGAAUAUAAACCCACCCAAAAUGACGUUCAAAAUAACAGCCCAGGGCCACAAAAUUUUAAAUCACAGUAUAUCACAGAAUAUCAGAGUCUUCUCUAUAUUUUUAUGUGUUUGAGGUACUCAAUUUGUCAGAAAGAAAGCAUUUGGUAUUCUCAGAUCAUGACUUUGUCUUGUUUCGAUGUGAAAUGCAAAUUUUCCUUGUGAAUAUUUCAUAUUUGUACCUCUAAAAUUUGUACGUUUCAAAAAAGGUGUAAAUUUUAGGUGCUUGUCUAUUUGCCUGGGAUAUUCAAGGAUGGCUGCAGUUGUAGUCUUCAAUACUGACUGAAGAAUUCAAUUAGCCUCUUUUUCUCAGAGAUGCUAAAAAGGCCUGACUUUAAAGGAGGUAAAAAUUUAACCUGAUGAGGUCAGUCUCCUUGAUUUUGAUUGUUUUGCUCGACUAUCUCUGAGAAUAAAAAGGGACUAAUUAUUGAUGUAUUUUACAGAUGGGCGACAACACCCUGUACCUUUUACUUCUUGUCAAUUCCUUAGUCCUGGACCUUUUUUAAUAAUAAGUGCUUUACUCCCAUGGUAAACACAUCCUCAAACUUUAACACAAGCCAUUACAAAUCCCCUUCCAUUUCAAGCAUAUUUGUUAGUACUCAAGAGACGGUUUACACAUUGCAAAUUAAUCUCUUUUUUAUUUUGUACCUUGUUAUGAUCUAUUAUUAAUAAUAUUUAUUCAUCUUGUUAUCUGGGUGCAGGAUGAUCUUAACUCACAGGUCAAAUGUCAACAUAAAUAGCACAAAGACACAAAGAAAGCAAGAGAGAACAAGAGCAGAGAAGAAAGAAAAGAGAAACUACAAACACAUGCGGGUAAUUCCCUGUAAAUCGGGUGAAACGACCGGAUACUAAUUGUAAUCCUCUAUCGAUACCGGCUAUAUUUUUACAGAGUUGACUUUCCUUGCUUUUUUAUGUGACAGUUCACAUAAUUUCAAGUUCUUCUCAAUGUCCCAUUUGACCUUUCCUGUGAUAGUGAUAAGCAGUGAUAUUACAAGGGUUUAAUAGAGUAUGACAAGGCAUAUUGACGUGUGUUAUGACCCGUGGAAUAUACAUAGCAGCACGAAAUGAUGAUGAAGCAAGGAAAUGCGUCACCUAAAUUAGACGGAAAAUGUGUUAAUUUCUGGGUAAUUUACAUUUCCUUUCUGAUUGCUCACAUUACUGUCACGGUAUUAUUUCAUGACGAUUUUACUCACAUUACAUGGACCAUGCGGACGAGCGCUUCCUCGGCUGUAGCAUUUUUGUUUUUAAAAUCCUAUCAUAGAACACUGUUUUGAAUCCGUUUAAUUCUGAAAAUGCUUUGUUACUUGUUUUGAACCUUUCCUUUGCGUGGCGUUUGAUGGAUAAAGCCAUUUAUGCGCCAAUACACGUACACACCCCCCAACACGCCCCCGAAUUAUUGUGUUGUCAUUUUCCGAAACUGAACAGCAACGAAAUACUGUGCAAAAUAUUUUUGUUUUGUUUUUCACCGUGUUUUGAUAGCUGUAUCCAUUUAUAUGCAUUUCAUUCGUUCGCUCUAUACGAAUAAAUCUUCCAUUUCUGGUUGAAAUCUUUUAAAACCCAAGCGGUGUUCAUGAUCCGUGACACGAACGUAACUGUUUAUUUUUUUUUAACUCGCUUGUUUGCACGAUGUGAUGUGAAGUGGCCUUUGUCACCCUUGUGAUCACGUGUUUUUCUGUUUAUAAACACUGGUACGACUGGUUGUUCUUUCAUUGAAUGCCAUUUUUACACGUAGUUCAAGUCGAGCAAUGAGCGUUGCGAAAUUAGCACGUAUUCUCAGCGUUGCGGCUCGCGGCCCCCUUCGUUUCCAAGCGAGGGCCCUUUCGUCGCUUUCGGCAACAGCAACCAAGAUGGCGGACUGGGAGACAAAGAUCCCCGCUCCACCUCAGUUACUGGCACCACUUACGGUCCCCACAAAAUAUCUCUUUGGUCCCGGCCCGUCAAAUCCUAACAUGAGGAUUUAUAACGCUACAGCAAUGUCGCUUUUGGGUCAUAUGCAAGCAGAUUUCUACAAAGUAAUGGACGAAGCGAAAGCAGGUCUUCAAUACGUGUUUCAGACAAACAACCGGUAUACACUUGCUAUCACUGGAGCAGGGCACGCGGCAAUGGAAGCUUCUAUCAUGAACAUCGUAGAACGAGGGGAACCAAUUCUAGUGUGUGUUAAUGGAAUGUGGGGAAAUAGGGCACGUGAAAUUGCGGAAAGGCAAGGUGAGAGAAAUUUAAAAGAAUGCAUUAAGCUUCUAGGAAUCACCGUACGUGACGUGGAACCCGUUCUUCUUCUUCUUCUUUCUUAAUUCUUCAUUAAUCUUCAAAUGAAAGAUUACAUUUAAGUGCCAAAUAGAUCAGACAACUUAGAAUGCCCUUAUAUUGUUCGCCCAGAAGGGGUUUUACUUUUAAAAAAUUCAGAAGAUUUCACGAUUAGCAUUUCGAUCUUCCCAAGCUUUAGCUUUGUAUUUGUAACUCUAUAAUAUGCAAAAUUCAAGUUUUCUUUUAGCCAAAGUAUUAAAAGCAGACUGAGCAAUUUAUUGCUUUUGAUUUCGAAGACUAAACAUGUUUUGUUAUUUUCAAACAUUUAACCAAAUUACCUGACUUCAUGUGUUUGGCGGGAGUUGUCAGCGAGUUACGUGCUCUCGCGAACUAAAAUUCUUCCGGUUCAUGUGGCGUCUUCGCCCGCCCAAUAUUUAAAAGUAACUUGUUCGUCUCGAAGAAUCUAAACAGUUACCAUGUAAAAAUAAUCCAGAUCGAAAGUCCCUUGAGAUAAUGAUUUAUAACAAACAUAAAAAUUUCUCAUUCUUUAUGUUAUUCCUCCUCUGUUCUUACAGACAGCUGUCUUUAAAAAUCAACGUUUUUGGCACAAUUUCUGAAAAUAAUGCCCCUUAUAUGUCCGGCCAAUUUGUCUGUCAGUACAAAACUGUUCACCACUUCACAGGCAGACCAACCUCUGAUUGUGUGGCCGUUGCUGCACCCAUCUUUUUGUACUUAUAAAUACAGACCUGAGUAAGUAACUUCCAUGCACUCAUGUCACGGCAUUUUCCCAUGGACCAGUUUAUUUUUUCGAUGGUUUUGGAGUGAAUUUUGAAUAUCUUUUAAAUUCCACAAACUAGUCAGCUUAACCUACAGACCUAAAAAUGAUAUGUUUUGCCUUUUAAUAACAUUUAGUUUUCCUUUUUGAUAUCUUAUACUUCGAUUGCACUCAUAGACAUGGUGAAGAUUCUAUUUAUUUAUUUUGCGGGAAAAAGUGCCUUAAAAUGUGUCUAAAAAUAAGCUGGUCGGUAAAAACCGCCGUGACAUAGACCUAGUAUGGGAGUUGCUCGUUCUAGGUUAGGGGCUCCUGGUAUAGGUAAUAGGACUGUAGGCAUGCUGUCCAAUUUGGAAAUAAUGGGAUGAAAAAAUUUCAAAGACAGCCAAAAUUGGAUGAAGCCAUAGGCUGAGUCCAAUUUGGCUGUCAGAAGAAUUUGGUACGUUUUUGCACGGCCCUGAGAUGUACUUUGUGACAGAGAUAAUUGUUUGUCUGGCAGCAAAAAGUAAAGAAAGAGAACAAGGUAGGUAAAAAGCAGCUGCUAGUGCAUGACUUAACUGGAACUGACGCCCAACCAUAGAAAUUCUCAGUUCAUAAACACCAGCAUCUGAUCAACUAGAUACAUCUUCAUGUUCCUCACCAAAUCUUUGCACAAUCCUUCCAAAAAUUACAGAGAAAAGUGAUACUGAAGUUGCAAAAGCUGCUUUCUCGACAUAAUCAAUGCCAAAUUCUCUACAAGCCUCCACCUCUGAGUCUUCUUAUUCCACUGUUUGUUGUUGUUUUUGUUAUACCUGCUUAUUAAUUAGUAUAAUGAUUUUUUUCUGGAAGGAUGCGAUGUCAGAGUUCUUGAAAAGCCACCGGGUGGAUAUUUUACUUAUGAAGAGAUAAAAGAGGCAAGUUCUUUUGUUUUAUUUUAUUUAUACGAGUGACCAGAACCAAAUAAGCCUUUCUGCAACCCCAAUACUACGAAAUUCUCCAGAGACUAGGUCUCCAUACAAUCUUUAAAAAACUAUGAAACUAGUUGAGAGAAUGAAAUAAAAGAUCAAACCUAAUGGUAUUUCCCUUUCGUGAUCAAUUUCGCAAGAUGUAUUGAUACUGUUGGGGAAAAUUGUUGUUGGUCACCUUUAUUGGAGCUAAAGGGUUAAACAAAACAAGUCAAUCUCAUUUAAUUAAUUAUUAAGCAAACAGUGAAUUCCAAACAAGGUUGUUUGAGUUAGUCAAUAAUAUUAUUGUUAUUGAUUGGCCCCAUAUUUAUAGCUUUGUCUGUUCUCUGGUAAUUUAAUAAAUUUCCUUCAAGCUAAGAGCAUGUAAUUUCCUUGUAUAUUCAGCCAUAUCUGUUACAUAUAUGUGGUUUAGUACAGAUACUUUGCAUAUAUUUUCUACAUAUCUGUCAAAUAUCUGCGACCGUCUUUGCAGAUAUUUGCAGAUAUGGGUGAACUCAUUACAGAUAACUGCCGUACUGUAACAGAUAUGUGACAGAUAGUUGCAGAUAUAGCUGACUUAUCUGUUCCUUUGGUAAGGCCAGUGCCACACCAAAACUACAAGACUUGAACAAUGUGCAAAUGGACACAACAACUCCCAACAGUGUUGGCCCAACAAUUUUUGGAGUUGUUGCAUCUGUUUGAACAUGGCUUAGAAAAGUUUGACUGGUUUCAGAGAUUGUGCAACAACUCCUAACAACAUGCAACAACAUGCGACAUGGUGACUGCAAAUGGACACAACAUGUAACAUGCAACAAUGUUGGGAGCUAUUAACAAACAAUGUUGCACCCGUUUGCACUGCGUGGGCUUUAGCCUAAGAAACUAGUCAACAAUUUGCGACACCACCAGUGGUUUCUUCUCAAAGUGACUGUGUUCUAAGAAAAAUUUAAGGGAGCCCUUAGUGCUCUGAACCUGUGAAGUCUACGGUGCCCAGCAUAUGAUUUCUAUGAAAUGGCAAAGAUUUUCUAGUCUCUCCUGGGGGCAAAAGUUAAACACCAGGGGACACUGGACACUGCUAGAGCACAGCCUUAAACAAAAAAAUUGCAAGCAACUAAUGCUGUACUGUUAACAAAGUAAACAUUUUUCUUUUUGUAGGGUCUUGAAAAGCACAAGCCUGUAGCUCUUUUUGUUGUUCACAGCGAAUCUUCUUCUGGAAUUUGUCAACCACUGGAUGGCUUUGGACCUCUUUGUCAUGAGUUAGUUAAUAAUAAAAACUAUUUUAUUAUAAAUUAAAAACUAUUUGAAAACAAUAAUAACAACAAAAACAAGAAACAUUCUGAACUCUAAAGGUUUCUUCAGGCUUAAAAUCAAUGUAAGAAAAAAAAUAACACUUUGUCUUUAAAAUAUAUUAAGGGCUUAAAUGGAAGGUAAUGUUUUGGUUUGUAACAAGGGAGAGUUUUCUCUAAGAUUGCAGCCCUUUGGCUGCAAUGGCAGACCCAAAUCCAAGAGAAUGUAGAGAACAGACUUCCACUUUUAUCUGAGAAAUAAGACAACAUUGAUUUCCUAAAAAUGUUUACAGGGGAUUUAGCACUGAAAAAUAUGUUUGAUUUAUGAAAAGAGAUGUGAAAAGCUUCCUUUAGACAAUUAUAAAUUACGUUUAAAUACUGGUAAGCACUGUUUUAUGUUCAGUGUUUAACUGAUCUGUUUUUUGUUCUGUUUUCAGGCAUGACUGCUUGUUAAUUGUAGACACUGUCGCAUCUCUCGGUGGAACACCUUUCUUCACUGAUGAUUGGGAACUUGAUGUUGUGUAUUCAGGUUCUCAGAAGUGUCUAGGUGCACCGCCAGGUGUCGCCCCCAUAACCUUCAGUCCUAGAGCUAUGUAAGUGUUUUCUUUAUUACUUUACUUCAAUAAUAUGUUUCUCAGAUUUUGUUUUAUAAUAUUGUGCAUUUAUGAGGCCAGAUGCCCCAUUAAGCGGAAAUAAUGGUCAGAGAGGUUUUUUAAAAGUCUGUACCAAUAUAUUCUGCAAAAUGGACCUGUAUGGAGUCAACGCCUGGGGGCGACUCAGGAUCACUUGAGUUAUUCACCAGUUCAGGUUUCACUGUGAAUACAUAGAUAACAAUGCAAAUCCCUGUUUUAUGGGGGUCCAAUUCAAAUUACAGAAGCACCGUAAUCAAUCCUGCUCAUCAAAGUUUUUUUUGGACUAGCCAAAAAGACUAUGUUAGCCACAGCUUCCCAAAUGGCAAGCUGUAAAACUGACACCUUCUUUGCACUUUGGGAUAUAUCUCUAUCCCCUGGAUAAAUCUCUAUCCAGUGUAUAUAUAGUGUAAUUAGUUCCCCAACAAGACGUCUCCGGUGGAUAGUGAUUUAUCCGAUGGAUAGUGGUAUCCAAAGUUUCAACAACCAGAGCCUGAAGUUCAAGGUAGACUGCUUAACCUCCACACCUCUGCCUCUGCUGACUUAAUACCUUGGCUUAAUGUCAUUUGCUUGCUUUUGUUAUCAGGGCUAAGGUGAAUGGUCGUAAAACCAAAGUGCCGUCAUUUUACCUGGAUAUGACUGAACUGGGCAACUACUGGGGAUGUGAUGAUGGACCAAGAAGGUAA